This is a messenger RNA of Engraulis encrasicolus (European anchovy), 2427 nucleotides long. It is a transcript of the gene cnr2, whose product is annotated as cannabinoid receptor 2. Gene Ontology annotation, cellular component: cytoplasm; plasma membrane. Gene Ontology annotation, molecular function: cannabinoid receptor activity. Bases 12 to 1211 code for a protein of 399 amino acids. Gene Ontology annotation, biological process: adenylate cyclase-activating G protein-coupled receptor signaling pathway; regulation of metabolic process. The record is from RefSeq and is a predicted model, not a curated record. Lineage: Eukaryota; Metazoa; Chordata; Actinopteri; Clupeiformes; Engraulidae. The transcript has 5 exons.
AUCACACAGCUAUGGAAACCACAGAGACAUUUUCAGGCAGCAGCCCACUAUGCAGUAAUGACAGCUCGCCUGGCCCCACAGACCCCUUGUCCAAUCAGAGUGAAUGCAUGAAGCUGUACCAUGUGCUGUCGGAGCGUGAGCGGCGUGCCAUUGGUUCAAUCUGCUUCUUGGCGGGCCCCCUGACCCUCCUGGAGAACCUGCUGGUCCUGGGUCUCAUAGUCUGCAGCAGGGCACUGCGCAAGCGGCCAUCUUACCUCUUCAUAGCCAGCAUAGCCCUGGCAGACACUUUUGCCAGCUGCUUCUACACCAUCAGCUUUCUGGACUUCCACCUGUUCCAGCGCUGUGACGACCAGGCGGAGUACCUAUUUAAGCUGGGAGGGGUCACCAUGUCCUUCACAGCCUCCGUGGGCAGCCUGCUGCUCACCGCCCUGGACCGAUACCUCUGCAUCUACCAGGCCUGCAACUACAAGGUGCUGAUGACGCGUGGGCGGGCCCUGCGUGGCUUGGUGGCUCUGUGGGCCGUGACGGUGCUGCUGUCCUUCCUGCCACUAAUGGGGUGGAGGUGCCCCACGCAGCUGCAGCCUCCCUGCUCACGCCUCUUCCCCUACGUCAGCCACCUGUACCUGGCCAGCUGGGUCAGCUUCAUCCUGCUGCUGCUGCUGCUCAUCGUGGUGUCCUACGUGCUCAUCCUGUGGAAGGCCCACCGGCAUGAGGCGCUGGUGUCCGCCUUGCAGCAAGGUCCGGGGCCGGGGGCGGGUUCAGGGGCGGGCAUGGUCACUCAGGGCGGGCAGGCGCGCAUGCGGAUGGACAUCCACCUGGCGCGCACACUGGGCCUGAUCCUGCUCAUUAUGGUGGGCUGCUGGCUGCCUGCGCUCUCCUUCAUGCUGGCCGAUGUGGCAGUCAUGCUCAGCCGCGACCAGCAGAGGGCGUUUGCCUUCUGCAGCACGCUGUGCCUGGUCAACUCCUCGGUCAACCCGCUGCUGUACGCGCUGCGUUGCAGGGAGCUACGUAGGGAACUGAAGAGUGUUCUGUGCCAGGUCACGGAGAGGCUCUGUGCCCCCUGUGGGUUUGGGAGUGGGGCAGGGCAGGAGUUCAGGGGAGAGAGGAGCAACUGCAGCUUACCUCUUGACAAUGAUGAUGACACCAAUUUGACUGGGGCUGUUUUAGAGUCGGUGUCUAAAAGGGUGGACACAGCAGAACAACGCAGCUGAGGAGUUAAUAUAAAAGGCAAAUGGAUUGUGUGUGCGUGUGUGCAUGUGUGCGUAUGUGUGCACGCACAUGUGCAUGUGUGGGUUAAUGCAGGUGGAUGAUGGAUUGGUGUACUUUGUUCUUAUGAGUUGUUUCAUGGUUUGCUUUGUUUACUCACUAUUGUGGACAGUAGACUACAUGACAAAGUGAACUAGAAAUGUUGAGAUGGUGGUCAUAAAAACCUGAUCAUCCUUCACAAGUGCACAUCAAACACACAACAUGAAGUAAGGAAGUAAUAAUAGAGACAGUUUAAGAUAGAGAGAGACUUUGGUAAUAAGGCAGGAGUGUCCAACUCAUCUCAGUUCAGGGUUCACAUACAGGCUAUCUGAUCUCAAGUAGGACGGACCAGUAACACAAUUGCAAAAUAUUGCACAUUUCUGCUUCUAAUUGGAAUCACAUUGCUAGUCAAUCAUCUUGUUGUGGAUGACAGCUCAGGAUCAUUUACUGGAAAAGACAACCAAAAAAGAAAUUUGUUCUCAAGUACUUUAAGCCUGAAAUCUCAGAAAUUCAUAGCAAUUUUUUUGUGAUGGGCAACAGAUUUGAUUCUGAUUAUCACAGUAUUACUUCCCCCCCAUCUGGCCCCAUUUGUUAUGUUUGAGGCCCAUGUAAUAAGGAGUCAGGAAGUUUUAAAUGGUAGUAACCAUAGUAGCCUCUAGAGAGGGCUAAUGAGCAACAUACAACUCACUAUUCAAUUAGGUUAAUUACUGUAUUUUUUAAUUUGUACAAUUUAAUACACAAUAAAGCACAACACAAACAUGUUUUUGUUAAACAUAAUCAUUUGACUACGCAUGCUUGUUGUGUGUGUUACAAAAUGCCCAAGCAUCCCGUUUAGAGAAUUGUAUGCUGUAGUUUGUGUAUUAGGUAAAUUUACUAAAAAAAUAUCUAUUUCAAUAUGUGUUUCAAAACUGCAGAUCUAGCUAAAUUCCACUGAUGUUUCUAGACUAGAAGAGCUUGUUCAGUGCUUUGGAUUUCAUUCAAUACAGAGGGAGAACAUUUUUUUUUUUUUACCUAUGACACUGCUUUUAGAUCACAAUGCCACAAACUGACCUUUCCCCUUCUGCGUUGUUUCUCUCUCUCUCUCUCUCUCUCUCUCUCUCUCUCUCUCUCUCUCUCUCUCUCUCUCUCUCUCUCUCUCUCUCUCUCUCUCUCUCUGUGUGUGUGUGUGUGUGUGUGUGUGUG